Messenger RNA from Ceratotherium simum simum (southern white rhinoceros), 1014 nucleotides. It is a transcript of the gene RPL22, whose product is annotated as ribosomal protein L22. Gene Ontology annotation, cellular component: ribosome. NCBI's taxonomy places the organism in Eukaryota, Metazoa, Chordata, Mammalia, Perissodactyla, Rhinocerotidae. The record is from RefSeq and is a predicted model, not a curated record. Gene Ontology annotation, molecular function: structural constituent of ribosome; RNA binding. Gene Ontology annotation, biological process: cytoplasmic translation.
UCUGCGCGCUGCGGGCUCUUUGCGUCUGCGUAGUUCGUCCAACUCCCUUUCUGCCUCCGCUGCCGCCAUGGCGCCCGUGAAAAAGCUUGUGGCGAAGGGGGGCAAAAAAAAGAAGCAGGUCCUGAAGUUUACCCUUGACUGCACCCACCCUGUAGAAGAUGGAAUCAUGGAUGCUGCCAAUUUUGAGCAGUUUCUUCAGGAGAGAAUCAAAGUGAAUGGAAAAGCUGGGAAUCUCGGUGGAGGGGUUGUGACCAUCGAGAGGAGCAAGAGCAAGAUUACUGUAACUUCUGAGGUGCCUUUUUCCAAAAGGUAUUUGAAAUAUCUCACCAAAAAAUAUUUGAAGAAGAAUAACCUACGUGAUUGGUUGCGCGUAGUUGCUAACAGCAAAGAGAGUUACGAAUUGCGUUACUUCCAGAUUAAUCAAGAUGAAGAAGAGGAGGAAGAUGAGGAUUAAAAUUCAUUUAUCUGGAUAUUUUGUAUGAGUUCUUAAAUAAAACAUGGGAACCAAAUUGGUGGUUAUCCUUGUAUCUCUGCAAUGUGGACUGAACAGAAAAUUAGAAAUCAUAGUAAAAGGGCUUCAUUUGGGCUGCCAUUCAUUUAUUUGUAAGUAGACUUUUUUUCUGCUGGAAAAUUUCAGUUCUCAUGGUAGCAAUACCGGAAUAGAAGGGUAUGGCUCUUUAAGGGAACUGCCGGCAAUUUGACACUGAGGAGGUGGGUAAGGAUGUGGAGCUGUGAGCUUCCGUUUGUCACUAUUUUACUUUAAAAAGUAUGACAGUUUUAUCUGGUGCUUUUCUCAAAGAUUCAGGAAUACAAACGUAGGGACUCAGUUCACGGAAAGCAAAACCAGUGACUUCCUUCUGGGGUUCUCUUGCAGGAAAAUGGCAGUGGUGAUAAAAACAGGGCUCUGGGGCAUUUGUCUUUUCAUUUUUGAUUACACAUUAUUCUUCAUGAACACAAUUAUUAUAUAUGUUAAUCCUUUUUCUUCCUAUAGAAGUAAAAUGUUGGUCCUUUGGU